This is a messenger RNA of Pecten maximus, 1250 nucleotides long. Its product is annotated as protein JTB-like. The transcript has 6 exons. The coding region runs from base 219 to 677 and encodes 152 amino acids. NCBI's taxonomy places the organism in Eukaryota, Metazoa, Mollusca, Bivalvia, Pectinida, Pectinidae. Gene Ontology annotation, biological process: mitotic cytokinesis. Gene Ontology annotation, cellular component: spindle; cytoplasm; centrosome. The record is from RefSeq and is a predicted model, not a curated record.
UCUUAAUCGAACGCGCCCAAUGGUGACAGCAUCGCUGAAAACACGAAGAACAUGAAGUCAUCGACAGUUGUUUCGGUUUAAUAGUUGGGACAUCGGAAUUUAUACGUAAUGUUGUAUUUAUUUGAAAUCAGAAUGUAGCUAUGCCGUCUACUAUUGUCUUGUAUGAGACCGAACAAAGACAUUAAUCUUCUGAUGGCUGUGAACACGGAGACGGCAACAUGAUUGAAUUCUGUACGAAGAAACGUAUGCUGAUAGCCCUCUUCGUCUUACUCAGUGUAUCUUUUAUUAUCCUGCUGGUACAGAGUGCUUGGUCAACCCACCAUUCCAUAGGUGACUUCAACACCUUAAAAGGGAGAAAAAAAGGAAAUGAGAGUUGUUUAAUUGGGAAGGAAAAAGUAGUGGAAGCCUGUCGUGCUUGCUCCAGGUUAGAGCUGAAGCGGGAGCUGCUCUUCUGUAUGGAUAAAGGGUAUAUGGAGGUCAUUGAGUGCAAGGAUAAAAGAAAAAUUUCCAGAAGUUGUGACAUAGACCCCUACACACACAAGACCAGAUUCUGGGUGUUUGAGCUAGUGUGCCUCCUGGUUGGAACAGCAUCCUACGCUAUGGUCAAAAAAAGACAGAAACGACUGGACACAUUCCUCAUGGAAAAAAUUAACAAACAAAUCUCUGAAGGGGUGUGAUUAUUAACACUGGGUUCACUGAAAUGAUAUCUGUGUGACUGACAUUAGUGAGAGACACAGCUAACAAUGAGUGUUAGGUCAUUCAGGUCGUUCAAUAUUUAUGAUACUGUAUCAGUCUUCCUGAUCUGUCUUUACCAGAAGGGAACUGUGUUGAAGAGUGAGGAAGGGAGAUAACUCUUAUAUAUAAAAUGUCUGAUAUUAAAUGUAUAACCGGGGAAAAAUUCAAAUGAUUAGGAUCAGGGGCGAUAUUACAGGUCCUUAUACUGGCAGCUGGAUCUGUGGUGCUGGAUACGGCUUACACAACUCUUACAAAUGGUUGACAAAGUGUAUGUUGUCAAAAGUUAUGCUAGUUAAUAUAUAUUGCAGGUUUUUUAUAUUGUAUAAAAUGCAUGUUAUAUCAAAAGAACUGUAUUUUGUUUUAAGGAAAUCAAUUAAUAUCAUCUUCUUGACAUUUAUACAGAGUCAAUGUGGAAUUAAAAGUGUAUAAAUUCAUUGUCAGCGUUUUCAUAUAAUACAUGUUAUUUUCAGUGAAUGACUUCAUGUAUGCAAUGAAUAAAGUGAUCAGUUAAUACA